This is a messenger RNA of Oncorhynchus gorbuscha (pink salmon), 825 nucleotides long. Its product is annotated as SAP domain-containing ribonucleoprotein-like. The coding region runs from base 60 to 695 and encodes 211 amino acids. The transcript is spliced from 11 exons. Lineage: Eukaryota; Metazoa; Chordata; Actinopteri; Salmoniformes; Salmonidae. The record is from RefSeq and is a predicted model, not a curated record. Gene Ontology annotation, biological process: poly(A)+ mRNA export from nucleus. Gene Ontology annotation, cellular component: nucleus.
CACAGCAGAUUGCUGUGGGUGUCGAUUUCCGAUUGGAGAAAUAGAUUCUGCAAAGCAAGAUGGCUGAAAUUGGGGAGCUCCAGAAACUAAAGCUUGCUGAGCUGAAGCAUGAGUGUGAAGCCAGGGGUCUGGACGUGAAGGGCAACAAAUUGGAACUGAUCACACGACUACAGGCUCAUCUGGAGGAGCAUGAGGAUGACAUGGGCCUAAAUGAAGAUGAUGUUCUGGGAGAAGAGCCAGAGUACCUCUCGAAAGAUGCGGAUACCGUCACUGGGGAUAACGACGAGAAACCAGUAGCGGUGUCUGAGGCGUCUGAAAAGAAAGUGGUAAAAAUCACACCUCCAGUGUCUGUAGAUGAGAGGUUACAGAAAAGAGCAGACCGCUUCAAUGUCCCUGCCUUAGCUGACAGCAAGAAGGCCAUACGUGCUGCCCGGUUUGGUUUGCCCGUUGCUGCACCUCCAACUUCCACCACAGGUGUAACUGUGAAUAAAUCCACUCCAGUCAGCGUUGAACAGCUAAAAAAGCGAGCUGAGCGAUUUGGCGGGAACGUUUCUUCAGUCUCCAAGAAGGUUGAGGAAGAUGAGAAGCUGAAGAAGCGGAAAGAAAGAUUUGGGAUCCUCACUGGUGCUGUCGCAACUGACAUUGAGGCAAAGAAACAGAAGCGUUCUGAACGAUUUGGAAAUGUGACAGUGUAAUUUGGUAUAUUUAAGUGAUGUUUUAUUCUCUUUUUUUGUGUGUGUGUAUGUUGCAAACAUAACUGAAAUGUACUGUAUAUAGCUUGUCAAGUUGUAUUACAUUUGGUCAUUAAAGUCAUUUUCAAUUAUU